AUGCCAGAUCCGUCACACAAGAUGGAGCAACCAACAAAUGAAACAACAUCAUCAGGGCAGGAGCCGGCUCACAUACCAUUGGAGCCGGAACAGACAUAUGUCGAGCCUGUCCAGCGGGCCGUCACGUACGCCGCCAUCAACCCCGGUUCCGAGCACGCCGACGCCAAUCCGUACGAUGUGCGGCGGUCGCGGUCAAUCAGCGCCAGCGGCAUGGGGCGUUGGCGGUCGUCGACCUCUUCUCACGCCUCGCAAAAGGAAGAGCGGGACCCCAAUCUCGACCUGACCCUCCCCUACCGAACACUCACAUCCGCUGCCAACUUGGACGAGUACCGCGUGGAGACGCGCGAGGGUGAGAUCGAGGGCCCUGUCGAGCCCGACGGACAGACACACUACAAACUCGUCACGUUCAAGCCGAACGACCCUGAGAACCCCAAGAACUGGUCCAAGGCCUACAAGUGGUACUGCACCAUGGUCGUCGCUAUCACCUGCUUCGUCGUCGCUUUCGCGUCCAGUGUUAUCACGGCCGAUAUCAAGGGCGUGUGUGACGAAUUUCACGUGAGCGAGGAGGUCGCACUGCUGAGUAUCACUGUGUUUGUCGUCGGUUUCGGUGUCGGACCCAUGAUAUUUGCGCCUCUAUCCGAGAUUUACGGUCGUCGGAUCAUCUACGGUUCUACUCUACUUGUUGCCGUGGUAUUUAUUAUUCCCUGCGCCGUUGCCAAGAACAUCGGCACUCUGAUCGUCUGCCGUACCAUCGACGGUAUCGCCUUCUCCGCGCCCAUGACCCUGGUCGGUGGCACACUGGCCGAUCUUUGGAAGAACGAGGAGCGAGGUGUUCCUAUGGCUGCCUUCUCGGCCGCUCCCUUCAUCGGCCCCGCCAUUGGUCCCCUCGUCGGUGGCUUCCUAUCUGAUGCCGCCGGCUGGCGUUGGCUCUACUGGAUCCAGCUCAUUCUUUCCGGUGUCAUCUGGAUCCUCAUCACCUUCACCGUCCCCGAGACCUACACUCCCACUAUCCUCGCACGCAGGGCCAAGAAGCUCCGCAAGGAGACCGGCUCCAAGGAUCACGUUACCGAGCAGGAGAUCGAUACCCGUCCCUUCAGCGAGCGCCUGGGCAUCUUCUUGAUCCGGCCCUUCCAGCUGCUCUUUGGCGAGCUCAUCGUCUUCCUCAUCAGCAUCUACAUGUCUGUCCUGUACGGUCUUCUCUACAUGUUCUUCGUCGCCUACCCCAUCAUCUUCCAGAAGGGCAAGGGCUACUCUGCGGGCAUCACCGGCCUCAUGUUUAUCCCCGUCGCCGUCGGCGUCAUCCUCUCGGCUAUGUGCUCCCCGUGGGUCAACAAUCACUACAUCAGCCUCGUGAAAAAGCACAACGGCAACCCGCCGGCCGAGGUCCGCCUGAUCCCCAUGAUGCUGAGCUGCUGGUUCAUCCCCAUCGGCCUCUUCAUCUUUGCCUGGACCUCGUACAACCACCUGACCUGGGUCGGCCCCUGCCUCGGCGGCCUGCCCGUCGGCUUCGGCUUCAUCUUCCUGUACAACGCGGCCAACAACUACCUCGUCGACUCGUACCAGCACCAGGCCGCCUCGGCCCUGGCCGCCAAGACCUGCAUCCGGUCCUUCUGGGGCGCCGGCGUCGUCCUCUUCACGAACCAGAUGUACGACCGGCUUGGCGACCAGUGGGCCUCGACGCUGCUGGCCUUCAUCAGCCUCGCCUGCUGCGGCAUCCCCUUCCUGUUCUGGCGCUACGGCGCCAAGAUCCGCGGGCGCAGCAAGUACGCCUACGCCGGCGAGGACGACGAGGGCCAGUCGACCGGCGACGACGUGGAGAAGGCCAAGAAGAAGGCCAAGGCUCCCGAGCACGACGCUGAGGAUCUGCGCCGGGCUAUGAGCUACGUCAGCAACCCUUGA
Molecule: messenger RNA, 1899 nt
Organism: Thyridium curvatum
Lineage: Eukaryota; Fungi; Ascomycota; Sordariomycetes; Thyridiales; Thyridiaceae
Exons: 2
Coding region: 1-1899 (632 amino acids)
Biological process (GO): transmembrane transport
Molecular function (GO): transmembrane transporter activity
Source: RefSeq, a predicted model, not a curated record